This is a messenger RNA of Staurois parvus, 313 nucleotides long. Lineage: Eukaryota; Metazoa; Chordata; Amphibia; Anura; Ranidae. The record is from the annotation of a GenBank genome assembly.
AAUGCAGAGGAAACUGAUUUAUAAGUUUCCUCUUUGGUUUGUAAAGCCUGUUUUGGGACCUGUAGCCUGGAGAUUUCUUAGAGAUUUGGGAGGGAUGAAAAAUCUCCAAUCCUGGGCCCAUAUUUUGGUAGCAGCCAGCGUGCUGAUUGCACAGGUGUGUGCAGGCCUUUUUGUGGAGGCCAGGACAUGAUUCUGAGCUCCACCCAGGCAGACGGGAGGUCUCUGCCUAGGAGGCAGGAGGGCUCCACCCCGGCAGGCAGGAGGUCACUGCCUUGGAGUCAGGUGGAAGCCAGACUAGCUGUGUGCUAGAAGU